CCGCUCUUCUGAGAGCAAAUAGAGAGAGAGAGAGAGAGAGAGAGCGUGACGAGCGAAAACUCACCACGCGCUUGGACUCUCGCAGACGCGUCGCUGGCAAACGUUAAACGAAGAAAACUUUCACUCUCGGCACAACGUGGCGGCGGGCGGUGCGACAGCAUCGAGCAGGAAGCGCAUAAAGUGACAAACAAACACACACACACACUCAGACACAGACACACACACACACACAGUCAAGCAAAACUGGUGAAAGCGCACAGAAACUAAACUAAACAACACAAAUAUCCGCAAUAGCAGCAGCAGUAGCAGCAGCAAAACUUUUGCAUGCCAGCAGCUGACUGCUGCAGGAAGCGUGCCAGGACGACGGCUGGACAGCAGCAGCAGCAGCAGCGGGCAGACAACCAGAAACACAAACACAAACACAAUCAAACCGAAGCCAAGCCACUGGCAGUGAAGCGGACAGUCCGCUCCUGCCUGCCUGCCAGCCUGCCAGCCUGUCACAGCCAAUGAGAAUAGGCCUCUUCAGCGCGAACACUGGCACAGGAUACAGGCCGAGCACACACGCAACUCAAUUUAAAUGUAUCCUUAGAAUUUCAAACAGCACCACAGCCCCGACAGUGUAAUGCGCCUUGGGGGUAGUGGUAUACCAUUCGACGGUGACCCCCUGACAAUGAGCGCAGCUGGCAAUGAUUAUGCCGAAUUAUGCGAUCUUGGACCCUCACGUUGGAGUGCACGCGCCUAUGGUUAUCAUGCAGCAAAUGCGGCCGGCAUUGGCAUUGGUGGCGCCACACAAUCAUCAUCGAGCGUGCCGACGGGCGGCUCAGCUGGCCUCAGCGCUCAUCAUUUACGGAGCAGCGCAGCAGCGCCAAACAGUUACGAGGCCGAGGACAUUGGCCUGGCCUUUGGCAUGAUCAGUCCGCCACCGGGGAGCGUUCACGGUCUCGGCCAUUACGGCGGCAGUGCCGGCGGUAUUGGAUCCCGUGUCGGCAACAGCACCAGUUCGCUGCGAGCAGGCGGCGUCGGCGUCGGCGGCGGAGGAAUCGGUAGCGUCGGUGGUGUCGGAGGCGGUCGAUCCGGCCUCUACUAUUCGCCACCGGGCACAUCGUACACAAUCAUUGAGCGUCCCCACUCGCCGCAUUACUACUUCAAUUCGGCUGGGGUGCCGACCAAAGGUGGUUCGUUGCCGGGCCGCGGUUCGGCAUAUCUCAGCUCCUCACCAUCCAGUCACAUGGCGGCCGGUACGGCUGGUACACUGCCCACGUCAACGGCGGCCAGUGGGCGGCAUGCCUCCUCCUCCAUGGGCAAUGGCAAUAAGAAGCGACCAAUAUCACCGGAGCAGGUGUUGCGCAUGUUCGGCGCCACACAGUCGUCCUCAGUUCCUACGAGUAGCUAUCACUACAGCAACGGCGGCACCCGGGAUAGGGAUCGCACAGGGCGACGCAGUCCGGCCAGCAGUCCGCCCUCAACGACGCAUCAGAUCUAUCGGGAUCGCGAACGAGAUCGCGACCGGAGUGUGCCCAACAUCCAUGAACUGACGACGCGCACUGUUUCCAUGUCGCGUGAUCAGCAGAUCGAUCAUGGCUUCGGCAUAUGCGUCAAAGGAGGCAAAGACUCAGGCUUAGGUGUUUACAUCUCACGCAUCGAGGAGAACUCGGUGGCGGAGCGCGCCGGCCUGCGACCCGGUGAUACAAUCCUAGAGGUGAACGGCACGCCAUUCACCUCAAUCAAUCACGAGGAGGCGCUUAAGAGAUGUGUGCAGAUAUUGAAAUCGUCACGUCAAAUCAGUAUGACGGUGCGAGCGCCGCCCACGCUGAACUCGACGGCACCGUUGCACGGUUUUGGGCCACCUUCGCGGGAUCCGAUGUACGCAUCGAUGGCACCCCUACUACCACAGUCUGCAGCGGCCCAGGCAGCAGCAGCAGCAGCCGGCGGCGUUGGAUCUGGUUUGCCCUUUCGCCAGACCUGCUCCUGGAUGGAUCGACACGGCCGUCCGGCCUCACCGCCCAUGGAGUAUGGCGGCAGACGGAACGAGCGCAGGGAUCGUGUACGUCGUGUCGAGCUGCUCAUUGAGCCCGGCCAAUCGCUGGGCUUGAUGAUACGCGGCGGCGUUGAAUACGGCCUGGGCAUCUUUGUCACGGGCGUCGACAAGGAGAGCGUCGCAGAUCGUUCCGGUUUGAUGAUUGGCGACGAAAUACUGGAGGUCAAUGGCCAGUCGUUCCUCGAUGUGACCCACGACGAGGCCGUUGGUCAGCUGAAGUAUCACAAGCGCAUGUCGCUGGUGAUACGUGACGUGGGCAAAGUGCCGCAUUCCUGCACAUCCAUUGAAAUGGAGCCCUGGGAUGCGUACAGUCCAACGGGCACGAGAGCACGCCGGAAAGGUCAAAUUGCGACCAUGGUGGAGGAGAAGGCGCGCUCGCUGCUGCCACGUCAUCAUUUUGCAAGUCUUUCGUAUUAUAUUGCCGAAUAUAGUGUGAAAGCAAUGACCAUAGAUGCCUUUGUUGCCGUCUUAUUAGAGAUGUUAGAUACGUACGAAAAGCACACGCUAGUGACGGAAAUUCGAGAGCUCGUCUUUCCGGAGGAUCGUACACGAUACGAUGAGCUUGUGUAUCGCCGAGAACGCGAUCCAUAUAGCGUGGAUAGUAGGCAUAGGCGUAAAGGAGACCCCUCACGUGAUUUGCCGGUAACUGCUGACGAUAUGGAAGUAAGCGCCGCCACUGGACGCAGUCCCUCAUCGGACUCGGGGCUGGGCAUGACCGUAACGGAUAUACAUAAACGACCCGCACUACAGUUGCCCUAUCGGCCCAUGUCGGCGGGACCAAUACUGCAUCGCUCACAGCAUUAUCAGCCAACAGCAAGCAACCAAUCAUCAUCACCGACACCACCACCAUCACAACAACAACAACUACAACAACAACAACAACAACAUUAUCCACCACCACCACCACUACAUACCUCAUUGCGUCAUCUGGGUGGCCCUGGUGGCGUCGUUGGAAAUGUGCGUCAUCACCAUCAACAACAGCAGUUGGGACCAAAUCAAUACAAACUCAAACAAGCCAAAGACAAUCAGCAACAGGAAUACGGCUGUGAUGAGCAUAGAACUCGCCGGGGCAGCGAAACCCUAUUACCGGAAUAUGACCAAGAUGCGGAACAGGAGUUGGCCACAAAACUCUCAAGAAGUUUCGAUAUGAAGGAAGAAGGCGGCACUUUGCUGGGCGAUAAAGGUGUACGAAGGCAUCAGUCCAUGCAGCGUCUGUCUGCUGAGCAGAACGGUGGUUCAACGACUGAACAAACACAUGAACACAAUCCAAACGUCGUACCUGAUCAUAGAGGCAACUUACACAUUACAGUUAAGAAAACCAAACCAAUUUUAGGUAUUGCUAUCGAAGGUGGUGCUAAUACAAAACACCCGCUUCCUAGGAUAAUCAAUAUCCAUGAAAAUGGUGCGGCAUUUGAAGCGGGUGGCUUAGAAGUCGGGCAAUUAAUAUUGGAGGUAGAUGGAACUAAAGUGGAAGGUCUACACCAUCAGGAGGUUGCCCGAUUGAUAGCCGAAUGCUUUGCAAAUCGUGAAAAGGCUGAAAUAACCUUCUUAGUUGUCGAAGCGAAAAAAUCAAAUUUGGAACCGAAGCCAACAGCAUUAAUAUUUUUAGAAGCCUAACAUUUGCUUGCCCUGCCGGCUAGUGACCCAUUGGAACGACAAAAACUCGAGUUCCUCUAUGAAUGGGGCAUCGAUUUAACGGAGACGCCAAAACCAAUGCCAACACCGAUACCGCUGACAAAAGCUAAAAAUCCACCGCCACUGCCUCAUGAGCUAUAUAGCAACAGCAGCAGCAACAACAACAACAACAACGCCAACUAUGGCAGCAAUACUGCGCUCAACAAUCAUCAACAUUCACAUCCACAUCAUCACCAACAACAACAACAACCACAACAGCAACCACAACAAAAACAACAACAACAACACUAUAAUACAAACACGCCCACAAGCACACCAACAACACAAUCAACAGCUGCAACAACAACUACAGCUGCAACAACAACAAAACAACAGCAACAACAACAACCACAACAACAACCACAACAAAGGCAACACUUGAACAACACCAACACACCAACGAAAGCAUCGCGCGAGGCGACACCAACACGUGAGCAACAACAGCAGCAGCAACAGCAGCAACAUGCCACACCUACGCGCGAGCCACCAACACCAACACGCCAACAGCAACAACAACAACAACAACAACAACACCAAAGGGAGCAACAUCAUCACGAUCGGCAGCAACAGAUGCGCGAGCAGCGCGAGCAACGCGAACGUGAAUACCAACACGACCACCACCAGCAUACCCAUGGACACGGACAUGGACAUGGGCAUGGACACGGACAACAGCAACACACAGCAUACACACACCAUCGUGAUCAUUACGAGCAGCAACACCAACAUCAUCAUCAUCAUCAGCAGCAGCAAUCGUCAUCAUCGCAUUAUCAACAACAUCAGCAGCAGCAGCAGCAGCAUCAACGCUACAACAGCGACAGCUACAAAAAUCAUAAUAAUUCCGUUUACCAGUAA
This is a messenger RNA of Drosophila grimshawi, 4564 nucleotides long. RefSeq lists its product as uncharacterized. The transcript is spliced from 17 exons. NCBI's taxonomy places the organism in Eukaryota, Metazoa, Arthropoda, Insecta, Diptera, Drosophilidae. Gene Ontology annotation, molecular function: protein binding. Gene Ontology annotation, cellular component: cilium; plasma membrane; stereocilium tip. The record is from RefSeq and is a predicted model, not a curated record.